Symbiodinium pilosum is the source of this 733-nucleotide messenger RNA. The record is from the annotation of a GenBank genome assembly. NCBI's taxonomy places the organism in Eukaryota, Dinophyceae, Suessiales, Symbiodiniaceae.
GACGCUGUCUGCAACGGCUGUUGGCCGCGGCCUGCUGCUCCACCUGCUGUUCACCUGCUUCGCGCAGGAGCUGGCCUGCGUGGUCCGCUGCUGCCUGGGAUCUCCGGCGAAGGGUCACGCAAAGAUUGCGUGGAGACCCGUGGCCCUGUCUCUGGCACUCUGUGCCUUCGUUGCAGAUGCUACGGCAAACUGGCUCUUUGCCGCGAAGUCUCGCUGGCUCACUGCGGCCUGGGCCAACUUCUUAGCGGCAUUGGUGUGUGGCAGCUUCCCCCAACAGCGCAGGCGGCCGCCCCUCUCCGAGUGGGCUGAGGGCUAUGCAGGUCUCCGCGACCUUCGCGCAGGCCGGCCGAACCGGCUUCUCAAUGAUCCGCGACUGCGCGGCAGCGCGCUGGUGGGAGGCUUGCGUCGGUUGAGUGCUCGGCUUCUGCAACCCUCCGUCUCUGAAGAGGCUCAGGACCCAGCCUUCAUGAAUUGCCUCCUGGCCGAACUGUGGCCAAGCCUCCGCGGGAUGCUGGAAGAUGAUGUCGUGAAGGGCGAAGUCCAGCACCUGCUUCAGGAGAACGUCACGGCAGCCUUGAAGUUCGAUCGGAUCUGUUUGGGUCCAGAACCUCCGAAGGUGCUUUCUCUGUCGAUGGUUCCGGCAACCACCACCGAGCGGGCCAUUACCAUUGCUGCCGAGGUCGAGUUCUCUGGCAAGGACCGUGCUUUUUUAACCCGGCCUCAGAUCUGCUGA